AUGAACGCUCUCCAGGUCUACUCUCUGGCUCUGCUGUCCGUCAUGGCAGCUCAGGCUCAGGUCAUCAUGCCCGGCAGGUGCCCACAGCCUGCGGUGCAGAAGGACUUUGAUGCUGCCAGGUAUCUGGGCACCUGGUUUGACAUCAAGAAGCUUCCAAUGACUUUCCAGAAGGGCGAAUGCAGUACUGCCACCUACACCCUGCAGAGUCCUGGAGUGGUGGGCGUCUUCAACAAAGAGCUGCUGGCCGAUGGAACUAUCAACACCAUCACUGGAACUGCUACAGCCCUGGACCCCUCUGAGCCUGCCAAACUCUCUGUCUCCUUCUUCGAGAACUCUCCUCCCGCUCCCUACUGGGUGCUGGAUACUGACUACAGCAGCUACACCCUGGUCUACAGCUGCACUGACCUGGGUAUUGUCCACACGGACUUUGCCUGGAUCAUGAGCCGUGAGCCCACCCUCUCCCCCGUCACCGAGGCAAGACUCACUGCUAAACUGACCGCUAUCGGAGUCAGAGUGGACAAACUGGUCCGUACUGUGCAGGAUGAGGAGUACUGCAGCGCCGUGUAA
Boleophthalmus pectinirostris (great blue-spotted mudskipper) is the source of this 567-nucleotide messenger RNA. RefSeq names its product apolipoprotein D-like. Gene Ontology annotation, biological process: brain development; lipid transport; tissue regeneration. Bases 1 to 567 code for a protein of 188 amino acids. Gene Ontology annotation, molecular function: lipid binding. The transcript is spliced from 4 exons. The record is from RefSeq and is a predicted model, not a curated record. Lineage: Eukaryota; Metazoa; Chordata; Actinopteri; Gobiiformes; Gobiidae.